ACACUACUAUAUAACAAAUAAUUUGAGUUCAAGAAUAAUGAUGCAUGUCUGAAACCAUGUAAUGGGAGCGUGUUUUAGUAAACAACGAAACAAGCCCAAUCAAGAUGAAGUGACCAGGCAAGAUAACUUCCACCAUGUAGGACCUUCCAGUUCAGCCUACCCCAACUCUUACACUCCCCAGCCUGUACCUGUCAACCAUGCAAAGGAGACAACACAGCGACCAAUCUACAUAGCUCUGUAUGACUAUGAAGCACGGAGUGAUGAUGACCUUCAGUUCCGUAAAGGAGAAAAGAUGGAGGUACUUGACAUGAGUGAGGGAGAUUGGUGGCAUGUUAAGUCGCUUCUCACUGGUAAUCUGGGAUUUGUUCCCAGUAACUAUUUGGCAGAUGCACGUGGUAUUCACAGCGAAGAUUGGUACAGAGGUAACAUCAAGCGAGCAGAUGCAGAGCGUGAGCUGCUGUACAAAGGACAGAACUGUAACGGUCUCUUCCUGAUAAGGGAAAGUGAGAGUAAACCUGGGGAUUACAGUCUCAGUAUCCGAGACGAGGACAGUGUCAAACAUUACAGGAUCAGGAGAUGGGAUGACGGACGGUUCUACAUUGCCAAAAGGCAAACGUUCCCCACACUGAAGGCGCUGGUUGAGCACUACAAAGAGAACCAAGAUGGGUUGGUGAGGAAGCUAGCCACACCCUGUACUCGUACUGAGAAACCAUUCAAUGACUUGUCCAGACAGGUGAGGGACCAUUGGGAGAUUGACAGAGCUCAGAUUACCUUCACAGAGAAACUGGGAACUGGUCACUUCGCAACCGUACACAAAGGACUUUGGAAGGGAACAGUGCCGGUAGCGGUGAAAAUGUUGAAGACUGGUGGAACCGACCAGAAGAUGACAAAAGAAGAGUUUAUUGAAGAGGCUAAUGUAAUGAAAGAGUUACGACACAACAAAUUAGUACAACUAUUUGCAGUAUGCACAAUGGAAGAACCCUUCCUCAUCAUCACUGAAUACAUGUGUAAUGGCAGCUUGCACAAUUACCUACAAAAGCCUGAAGGGAGACACCUAAGGCUGCCCCAAUUAAUACAGAUGUCCGCGGAGAUUGCUCAGGGUAUGGCUUACAUCGAGAAAAUGAAUUACAUUCACCGAGAUCUGGCAGCAAGGAAUGUUUUGGUCGGCGAACAUAACACUGUUAAGAUUUGUGACUUUGGUCUUGCAAGAUUUGUGUACGGCCAAGAUCAGCGAAACAGCGCCAACUUCAAGGAAGAAAAGCCCUUCCCAAUAAAGUGGACGGCACCCGAGGCCAUCCAGAUGCCAUACAACUUCUCCAUCAAGUCAGAUGUGUGGAGUUUCGGCAUACUCUUGACAGAGAUUAUAACUUACGGCAAAACACCGUACCCAGGAAUGUCAAACCACGAAGUGACCACAGCUAUAACUAAGAACCGAUACAGAAUGAAGAAACCACCUAUGUGCCCGGAGGAACUGUAUAUCAUUAUGAGAGAUUGUUGGAAAGAGAAUCCACAGGACCGACCCACGUUUGAAUCACUUUGUUGGAGAUUAGAAGAGUACUUCAACUUGUCCGGUUCAGAAUAUAGAGAUAUACAGACACCGCGGUGAAUACCGGUGAAUAUAAAGAUACAUGAGAUGAUGAUAACUAGCCCACCUUCUCUUUCUGCUACCUUCUAUGUGAUUCAUCAUUACCCAGCUACAUCCUUAAUAUAUCGCCGUUAAAGAGUCAGUGUUUAUCUGUGCGUGCUGGACUAGGAGUUGAGAUAAUAUGGGGAAUAUGAAAAUAUUGUCCCUGAUUUUAACAAGCUCCUCGUGUCGAUCUCCACUCAAAGACCCUCGAGACUGGACUCGGUUGGGUGUGAUUUGAUGUUCUAUCAAUUUGCAAUCUUCGUGAGACCCUUGCAGUAUCUAACCAGGUCGAACUUUUAAACUUCAAGAUUACCUACUACCUAGGCAAGCUUGCUUUAAUCACGAAAUGUGUUUACUACCCAAUAUGCGCUAAGAUUUAUAUUUGAGUGGAGCGCAACUUCAACGUUCAUCUCACAUCGUUCAGCAGUUUUGAGCAUCUAAUUUUUAAUCCAUGAAGAACCUUAUUCCUAAACAUUGUCCUUACCCGAACUCUAUUUGCUUGCCCUGACCCCAAUCAUAAGCCAUAAACUUGGUAUCACGUACCCAAACCCUAAAACCCCCUAUUUUAUUCAGUGACCAAACUGUAGAAUUUAAAAGAGCUUAGAGUUAUUUCGUAAUCAAGUGUAAUUCAAUAAAAGAUUUCCAACAGACAUUAUUUUUCUGUCACAGGAUUAUAACAGUCUCAUAACAUAGUUUUCUACCAACAAUAAAUUCGAUCUUAAGAGCCAGAAGGAAGUGGCUAUGGGUGUUCAGAUUCGUUUAAAAUGAUUGUUAUGCUGUGCAUGUCUACCAAAAACUUAAAGAACUUUAGAAAAUGCUUUUAUUUAUAUUUUAUCUGAUAAAAGAUUUAUUGCUGCGCUUGAUAUAAUAUGUUAACUUUCGUUGUAUCAUCGACACAGUUCUUUAGGCUGUGUUAACAAUUAACAGUACGGCGCCUCAACCGAGCAGUUUAUUUGCAUAUGAUGUAUUUCUUCGUUCAAUUACUAGGCAGACAGGUUUAUUCGGAAGAUUUUGAUUCUUUGAACAUUUGUUGCAUAGUUUAAUAAGUCCUCAACUUUUCUACAAACGGUUGAUUUUUUGUUAAAUUGUAGGAUUUUGUGGGUUUAUAAAAACUUGAUAUACUCAAUUUAACCAACCGUAAAAAGUCACAGCACUUAAAUGUUUUGAUCUACUUUGAGCUAAGGGAGAGAAUAAUGACUAAAACAUAGCUAAUCAAGAAAAUUUGUAUUAUAUCGUUUUACAUUGGUAGGUAAAAUUGUUACCGUAUUAAAGUAAAGUACUGCUACAGCUGAGAUCACGAAUUUCCUUGAUGUAACAUACUGAAUAAUGACACAACGUUGGUAGUUUAAAUCUUAAAUUAUAACAUGACACAGUUUAUAGUUAAGUUACAAAUAUUUGGCACAAUGCGCCAGACAAUAUCAAGUAUUUCUAUUCUCAAUCUGAGAUUUUUGCCAAGAUUUCUAGGAGUUGAGCCACCAUUAAAUUUAGUGGCUACCCCUCCAAUUUAACAUCCUAAUUCGCUCUUAUUCGUAUUAAUGAUGGACCUUGUAGUACGAGGGUUUGAGGAUGUUAAUAAAUUCAGAUUUCACUUUUAUAUUUUACUUAAUAGUCUUAACCGGACAUUUAAAUGCUAUUUAUAAGAAGUUAGGAUAUUAAGGGAUUAUUUACAUACUAAGCAGCAGCCGAGGGGAGGGUUUGGAAAUAAUUACAUGAAUAGAUGAAUUUUCUACACAGUAGCUGUGUGUAAAUGUAAUAGUGAUCGUGAUGGGGGAGAGCCGAGAUCAUAAUAUCUUAGCCAUAUUUGAACAUCCCUCUCGAGAGGGAUGUUCAAAUAUGGCUAAGAUAUUAUGUGGACGAUCCCUUAGCUUAGGUCCUUAGAGAUAUUGGUUACCUUUCACAACGUUAUAAGGCGGGUGUAGUAGUUGAUUUUAACAAUGUCGUUAUUUGUUAGCUAAAGAUUUUCAUAUCAGCUGUCCUGCUACUCACGUGCUGUGCUAAAGUGACGGUCUAGUAUGAGUGUAAGAAUUAUCCAAAAUUCAGGUGGCGUUUCUAAGAGAAUGGCAAAACAAGCCUCAUUAAUUUCAAAAUGUCUAUAUUUUUAAUAAUUUUAUUAUUUAUUGCCACGAGAGAAAUAUUUACGGCAAUAGUCAUCAGUAUUCAAAUUUGUCUGUUCUUUUAACAGUUCAAUCUCCUGUUAAUAUCAAACUCGUUUUUGAAAUCAUUAGUAUUUGGUCAUACCUUCAUUUUAAAAACACUGAUACACAGUACAUAUUAUGACACUGUAGAUGAAAAGUGUGGUUAUACUUAUAAUCACAAAUAUUGUUAUACUUCAUACGGAUUUGAUUUCAAUGUUA
This is a messenger RNA of Bolinopsis microptera, 3981 nucleotides long. Its product is annotated as tyrosine-protein kinase SRK2-like. The transcript is spliced from 13 exons. Gene Ontology annotation, molecular function: signaling receptor binding; non-membrane spanning protein tyrosine kinase activity; ATP binding. NCBI's taxonomy places the organism in Eukaryota, Metazoa, Ctenophora, Tentaculata, Lobata, Bolinopsidae. The coding region runs from base 62 to 1606 and encodes 514 amino acids. Gene Ontology annotation, biological process: cell differentiation; protein phosphorylation; innate immune response. The record is from RefSeq and is a predicted model, not a curated record. Gene Ontology annotation, cellular component: extrinsic component of cytoplasmic side of plasma membrane.